GCCAUUUGGCUAGCCGCUUCACGUGUACUACAACUAUAUAGGCACUGGGCUUAGUGUUUCCCUUAUUUUGGUGCAGGUUUUCCGUACAGAGAAUCUCCAGAAACACAGAAAAAAAUGAAGUUUUUACUUCUCCUUGUCGCGCUUCUGGUGUGCACAUUCACAAAAGCUGAAAUUUACUUCCAGGAACAGUUCGGCGAAGGGUACGAAGGUCGCUGGGUAGAAUCAACAGCCAAAGGCGGUGAGCAAGGCAAAUGGGCAUGGAGUGCAGGAAAAUUUUUCAAUGAUGAAGACAAAGAUAAAGGUAUCCAGACAUCAGAAAAUGCCAGGUUUUAUGGAAUAUCCAGUAAAUUCGACAAAUUCAGCAAUGAAGGAAAAGAUUUAGUCAUUCAAUUUACAGUUAAACAUGAACAAAAAAUAGACUGUGGGGGUGGUUACGUGAAAGUAUUCUCAAGUGAUCUUGACCAAGAAAAACUUCAUGGAGAAUCUCCUUAUCUUAUCAUGUUUGGACCUGAUAUUUGUGGCCCAGGAACCAAAAAGGUUCAUGUUAUUUUCAAUUAUGCACCAAAGAAGGAAAAUCUUUUAAUCAAAAAGGAUAUUAGGUGUAAGGAUGAUGAGCUUACCCAUCUGUACACACUGAUUGUCCGCUCUGAUAACACCUAUGAGGUUCGCAUUGAUAACAAAAAAGUAGAAUCUGGAAACUUGGAGGAUGAUUGGAAUUUCCUGGCACCAAAGAAGAUCAGAGACCCAGAAGCCAAAAAACCAGAAGAUUGGGACGAUAGGGAAAAAAUUGAUGACCCAGAAGCCACAAAACCAGAAGAUUGGGAUCAACCAGAACACAUUGCAGACCCAGAUGCUGAGAAGCCAGAAGACUGGGAUGAUGAAAUGGAUGGAGAAUGGGAACCACCAAUGAUUGACAAUCCAGAAUACAAGGGUGAAUGGAAACCAAAACAAAUUGAAAACCCAGAGUACAAAGGCAAAUGGAUCCAUCCAGAAAUUGACAAUCCAGAUUAUAAAGCAGAUGAUAAACUUUAUCUUUAUACAGAUAUUGGUGCUAUAGGCUUUGAUCUUUGGCAGGUAAAAUCAGGCACAAUUUUUGACAAUGUUCUAGUAUCAGACAGUGUAGAAGAAGCAGAAAAACAAGCCACAGAUCUCUGGGAAGUAACAAAAGUAAAAUGGAGAAAAAGAGAUGAAAGAUAAACAAGAUGCUGAGGAGCGUGCACAGAGAGAGGAAGAAGAAAAGAAACUCAAAGAGGAGGGAGGUGACGAAGAAGAGUUCGAUGAAGAAGAGGAGGACUUUGAUGAGGAUUUUGAUGAAGACAUGGAUGAAGAAUUCCAUGAUGAACUUUAGAAAGUUUUAAAAAUGCAUUUUAUUUAAUUUUAGUUUUGAAAUUCUAUAUUUAAUGAAAAAGGAAAAAAAAAAAAAUAUUUCUUGCACCUUCUCCGUCAGGUACACAAGAGUUUCAAAAUCUUAGGUGGCUUUCUCUGGACUGCUUCUUAUCAUCUUUAUAGAAUUGUGGUUUAGAAUUUUUAUUUUUGUUAAAGGUGUGAUGUGCCUGUGCAUCUUAAACAUAAUUUUAGUAAAAAAAAUAAAAUAAAAAAAGCCCUAAUUAAAGUCUUGCUUCCAUAUUUGCUUAAAUUAUGUUCAUGUGUAAUAUUUGAAAGGAAUAUUUUAGUUUGUCUUUCUUUUUUUAAACCUCUCCCUGUAAACCUCGGAAUGCGUCUUUCCUGGUAUUGAUUGUACCACAUUGUUGUUGCCAUAACAACAUAUUAUCAUGUCAAAAUUGUUUCAAAUUAUCCAGAUUUUGGGAAUAAAAUUAUUUACAAGUUUUAUUUGGA
Molecule: messenger RNA, 1836 nt
Organism: Saccoglossus kowalevskii
Lineage: Eukaryota; Metazoa; Hemichordata; Enteropneusta; Harrimaniidae
Product: calreticulin-like
Biological process (GO): protein folding; ERAD pathway
Cellular component (GO): endoplasmic reticulum membrane; endoplasmic reticulum
Molecular function (GO): calcium ion binding
Source: RefSeq, a predicted model, not a curated record